Malaya genurostris is the source of this 1360-nucleotide messenger RNA. RefSeq lists its product as uncharacterized. The transcript has 2 exons. Bases 95 to 1237 code for a protein of 380 amino acids. Gene Ontology annotation, molecular function: zinc ion binding. Gene Ontology annotation, cellular component: nucleus. NCBI's taxonomy places the organism in Eukaryota, Metazoa, Arthropoda, Insecta, Diptera, Culicidae. The record is from RefSeq and is a predicted model, not a curated record.
UCGAAUCCAGAUAUGCAAUUUACUUUUUUGAUGUUUUUUCUUACAUAAAAAGAAAAUAUUUUAACUUGUGAAUAAAAGUAUUACACUAUCAGCAAUGGACCACUUUUGUCGUCUAUGUCGAAGAAGUGGAGAGUUUGAAUCCGUUUCCAUUCUUGAAGCGUCCCGUAACCAUAGUGGUGAAAUAAUUGCUGUAAUUAUGCAAAAUUGUCUUCAACUCCAGAUUAUUCCGUCUGACGGAUUGCCACAGCGAAUCUGCAAUCUUUGUCAGGCUCAGCUAGAAAUGUUCUAUCUGCUUAGAAAAGUUAGCUUCAAUUCGGAAUGCUAUUUCAAACAAUUGCUUGAACAUAAAUCACAACAGCAUACGAUGAUGUCAAAUAUGAAUAGUGACGUUCAACUAAAUCGAGAUGUAGCUGAUUUUCCUGUUGACAUAAAUCAGCCGCCACAAAUCGACCAACCAGAAAUUAAAACCGAACCAAUUGAAAUAAAUAUGCAUGAACAGCAAACCCACCAGCAAUGUUACGAAGGUUCUUUUCAUACCAUGGAACAGCUGGAAGUGAAAACAGAACCCAACGAAUUAAACGAUGAACCUCAGCACUAUCCCACGUAUGAAGGAGUUUACGACACUAAUGCAAAUCAUGGUACUUCCAUAACAUCCAACAACGGCGAAUGGAUACCCGUAGUCGAUGUUGGUAGACCGCUCGAUAAGCCUAGACCACCGAAACGAUAUUCAUGUGCGGAGUGUGGUUAUCAUUCGCAGUACAAGGCUAACCUAUUCCGUCAUAUCAAACUACGGAGGCAUAGUCUGGUGCAACAAGGCGUAAAAACUCGUCCAAGACGGCGGCUUACAUUAGACGAAAUUUUGGCCAACAGCAACGCACCCGAGAUGAAAAUUUACGCAUGUCGUAUAUGCGGUUACAAGACUGCUUUCAAAGGGAAUGUAGAUCGACACCAACGUAGUCAGAACCACCAAGGAAUCGAUGUGAGUAUCUAUGGUAAAAAUCAACCGCGGAUGGAUUGUUUGGUGAGCCAGCGAAUGAAAUAUGCACCCGACGGACGCUAUCAGCCAGUAAUAAGCACAAGUGCACAAGCAAUGACUGUCCCGUAUGCGGAACCAGUCAACCAGUCACACUGCAUAAAUCAAGCAGAGCAGGAACUUCUGCGUGAGAUACGAGAUGAAUUCAUGAAAAUCAAUGCUUCAAACAGCGGAAUCAAUAUGUUUCAUCAAGAUCCUUGUUAGUUAGUUGUAUCGAGAGAUGUUUUCUAAACAAUGCAUUUAGUCGGAUUGGUUGAAAUAUUCUUUAAGUGACGUUGUUUCUGAUUGUGCAGCGAUAUGUUGUUUGAAUAAAUUGUUUAACAUGUA